CAAAAUGUGGAGGGUGGUGAUGCUCCCGCUGUAGUGCCGUUCUCGAGAGUAGCAUCAGGAGACAGGAGUAAGAGUCGAAGACCUACUAUUUCUUGUUGCAUUUUCAAGUACUCAAGGUCCACGUCCAGAGUAGAGAUAAGGCUAAUCAGAUGUACAGAAACAAGAAACAUGGAAGGCAAACGUCAGUUCGUGAAGCACGAUUCUAAGUCUGGCGUAUUCGGAAGGUCGACGAACUAUGCGGGUAACGCGUUGAUUUACGGCUCUUGGCAAUCAGAAUUAUAAUACCCAUUAAUUAUUGUCCUUUUUCUUUCGUGCAAUUUUUUAGAACUAUACUCAGCUCUAAUUAUUGGGCGAGCUUCCGACAUUGCUGUCGAACACAAACUCUACUGCAUCGUCAAAGGCGAAAAAGAGCAAGAGAAACGAUGUUCCGGAUCCAGGAGAUGAGAUAUUACAGAAGAUGCCUGCCCAGGAACAAUCCUCGGCCACUUCUCAAGCCCAAGGACCUUCCCAGGAACAACCCUCGGCCACUUCUCAAGCCCAAGGACCUUCCCAGGAACAACCAUCGGAAGCCCAAGGACCUUCAUCUCCCUUUGCACGGGCUUCAAGACCAUCGCUUUCAGUGCUGUUCCCGCAGACGCCCGGUCGGUGGAGGUUAGAAGAUCUGAACGUUCAGGCUUUGGGCUUGCGCUUACUACCUCCUGGCGAGAUCCUUCGCCUACAGUCUGGGGUUUUAGUGGACUGUGUGGUUCCUGGCGACUUUGCUCAGCAGGUUCGUGGAAAGGAUACAGCGACAGUGCAUUAUAUUGCGUGGUAUAUCGUUCGCGCUCAUCAUCAACAAAGUAGAUCUUUCAAGACAACGUCGACAAUGGAGCACAGAGAACGAUAUCCAUCUCCGUCAGAUGCAGCUAUUGUUGCGAAAGGGAAUGCGAAUAAUAGAGAGGACAUCCACCUUCUUCAUCCAGUAGCACCAUCUGUAUCAGCCGGUAGAAGACUACAUGCUGACAUCAACAAAUUGUCAGCCAAAAAAAGACGUGAGAAUGCAGCGCGUGCAUUAGUGGAAGAAGAAGCUCUCCAGAGUAGGCUGAAGGCGCAGCGAGAAGCUGGGAAAGUCGAAACCACCCUGGACCCUUUUUAUCCAGAAGGAGUGCCGUCUCCGAGUAAGAAAGGCGGAAAGCACUUGUUGGAGUCGAGCGGGGAUGGCUUCUUUAGCGGACCCUAUAUGUGGGACUCGACAUAUAAUCGUCAAAAACCGUUGAAGAUGCGCUUGGGUACUAACUAGUACUUAUGCUGGUAUAUGUGUCUUAAUUGGGGUCGUUUGGAAAGUGUUGGCGGUGACUGAUUUUCUCAUUUUAAACCAAUCACAAACUACUGAAAUAAGGGAGGUAGCUUUGACAGGGCUACUCUUCCUUGUUCAGUAUAUCUAUACAAACUACCUCGAACUACAGGUCGCAGCGCCUUCUUCCCUGGUCUAGAAAAAGCUGUAGAGCAAAUGUGUGUGGGUUCUAAGGCUGUGGCGUAUAUCCCGCCAAGUGAGGCCUUUGGAACGCGUGGAUUUCGAGCUUUGAUACCACCUAAUGCGCAUCUCAUCUUCUGGCUGUGUGUUUUGGAUAGUACAUGAGCAGACGUUUCCGCUUGACGCUUUACCACGCAGUGGCUGGCUGAGCAUGAGCACCAGACAAGAGGCAAGGAACGGUUUGAAGAAUUGGCGUAGGGAUAGAGAUCAACUUCAACUUGAAGCCUGGGGAGUGCAUUGAGUCGUAGUGGGAGAUGCAUCAUGUAAUCAAGUCCAACACAACAAGAAUCAAAUGUGAAUAGAAGAUACAACUACAUGCACAGUACUAUCUGCAAGUUGUACAGUACAAGACUUCAAAAACGUCUAGUUCAAGCGUAUGCAUCACGUGACUAGCAUCUGAAACCUCAGCUGCAAUGUAGCAGCCGCAAGGCGAAAGACCAACCUGGGUUUGGCAUGAAAGCAUGCACUCCACAACGACUGUUUUCGACUUCGUCCUGCUAAAAGAC
Molecule: messenger RNA, 2019 nt
Organism: Amoebophrya sp. A25
Lineage: Eukaryota; Dinophyceae; Syndiniales; Amoebophryaceae
Source: the annotation of a GenBank genome assembly